AUGGCAAAACCUUUGGAUCACAUUAAGAGGCCCAUGAACGCCUUCAUGGUUUGGUCCAGAGGGCAGAGGAGGCGCAUGGCCCGGGAAAACCCCAAGAUGCACAACUCUGAAAUCAGCAAGCGGCUGGGCGCGGAGUGGAAGCGGCUCUCUGACCCGGAGAAGCGGCCGUACAUCGACGAGGCGAAGCGGCUGCGGGCUCAGCACAUGAAGGAGCAUCCGGACUACAAGUACCGGCCCCGGCGCAAACCCCGGGGUCCCCUGAAGAGGGACCGCUUGGUUUUCCCGCUGCCGUCUUUGCUCGGCGACGCGGCGGAACACCUGAAGGGGGUUCACCUGGACUCUUUGAUCGUUUCCGGGGACAAACCCAGAACUCUGCUUUCUCCUUCCCCCUCAUCCCCCUCUCCGUUCUCGCUCUGUGAGCCGCUCACGCAGUUCAGCACCGGAGCUGUCCAGCGGACUGCGGAAGUGCCGCGCGCUCUGGCCGCAGGCGCGCUGCCCUACGGCGCGCACGCCUUCGGCUACCAGGGCGCAGGGUUCGGGGGGCUGGCGAGCCCCGGGCAGCACCAGCCUCCGUCCAGCCCAGCCGGGUACGUGGUUCCCUGCAGCUGCAGCGCCUGGUCCGCAGCCUCCCUGCACCCUCAGGUGGCGUACAUCCUGCUUCCAGGAGGGAUGAGCAAGGCUGCAUCAUACGCGCCACCAAACUCCCCCAGCAUGUGAGACUGGAAAACCAAACACUAUCAAAUAUUCCUCUGAAGGAAGAUUCUACUAAAGUGGCUGGAAAGGUGUACAAAGGAGGAGGAACAUCUUACAAUAACUCCAAGCUUUAAAAGAAACAAACUAAAACCAGCUGAAGGAAGUUUCAUGUCUGCGAACAGAUGUCUUUUUUUAUCACUCAAAAUGCGCUAAGACAAUGUGAUCACUUUCAUAUGUUGCUUUAAACCCAAGGAGGGAAGAAAAACACUGUUCUGAAGGACUUUUGGUAAAUUUACUCCUGUUCCUCACCUGAACGCGAUUCAUAUCAAGGUUACGGUAUGCUUCUUUGUUUUCACAUCGAAUAAAACGAAUAAAACCGAUAUUUAGAUUGUA
Messenger RNA from Poeciliopsis prolifica (blackstripe livebearer), 1086 nucleotides. RefSeq names its product transcription factor Sox-14. Bases 1 to 717 code for a protein of 238 amino acids. Gene Ontology annotation, biological process: anatomical structure morphogenesis; cell differentiation; regulation of DNA-templated transcription. The transcript has a single exon. Gene Ontology annotation, molecular function: RNA polymerase II cis-regulatory region sequence-specific DNA binding; DNA-binding transcription factor activity, RNA polymerase II-specific. The record is from RefSeq and is a predicted model, not a curated record. Lineage: Eukaryota; Metazoa; Chordata; Actinopteri; Cyprinodontiformes; Poeciliidae.